UGGGGAAAAGAACACAACGGGCGAAACGGGCAAGCGUCAGCGCAAUUGUCACAAUGACUGUCAACUAGUGGAGCAAAAAUACGCCAUCGCGGUUGCCGAGAAUCUACGCCAAGCAACAUGGAUAUCGACGAGGAAGAAUUCGAGGCACCGACGUCCAGCAGCAGCCGAGGUGAGCGGAAGCGGUUCGAGGUCAAGAAGUGGAACGCGGUGGCCUUGUGGGCCUGGGACAUCGUGGUGGACAACUGUGCGAUCUGCCGAAAUCACAUCAUGGAUCUGUGCAUCGAGUGCCAGGCGAACCAAGCGUCCGCCACCAGCGAGGAAUGUACGGUGGCUUGGGGUGUGUGUAAUCAUGCGUUCCACUUCCACUGCAUUUCCCGAUGGCUGAAGACCAGGCAGGUCUGUCCGCUCGACAACAGAGAGUGGGAGUUCCAGAAGUACGGUCAUUAGAAGGACGCGGGGCGAGGCACAAACUUGUGAACUUAAACCGCCAACCCAAGCUACAGAACUACAUGGCAGCCAGAAGCAUGCGGAAGCGCUGACGCUGCCUCUCCUUGAACAAACACAUCCGGAUACGUUCUAGAGAAUCUGAGAAAAGCAACCGACGACUCGAUUGGCUGUACGCAAAACGUAAUAAAUUCAGCAGUUUUAUCGUAUGAGCUAAAUUA
This is a messenger RNA of Anopheles merus, 665 nucleotides long. Its product is annotated as RING-box protein 1A. The coding region runs from base 118 to 447 and encodes 109 amino acids. Gene Ontology annotation, molecular function: cullin family protein binding; zinc ion binding; ubiquitin protein ligase activity. The transcript is spliced from 2 exons. Gene Ontology annotation, cellular component: cullin-RING ubiquitin ligase complex; nucleus. The record is from RefSeq and is a predicted model, not a curated record. Gene Ontology annotation, biological process: ubiquitin-dependent protein catabolic process; protein ubiquitination. NCBI's taxonomy places the organism in Eukaryota, Metazoa, Arthropoda, Insecta, Diptera, Culicidae.